UAUGCAUGUGGUCACUGAUGUCACACACUUGUUUUUUCUGGAAAUUACUAUCAAGUAAGUAUAAGUAUGCCCGAUGUAUACAAUAGAGGUUGUUCUCUUGAUAAACUUGGAUGCACAAACGUAUAUACGCACAAACUAUAGCUCAAUUUCAAGGAUUCGAAUAUCAAUAUUUUUCUCGUAUGUUUUUAUGUCAAGUCAAGCCUCUCCCUAUCUUAUUGCUUACGUGCGUAUAAAAUAUAUAUAUAUAUACUGAAACCUAUAUAUAGGUUUGAAUAAACUUUAUAAUAUGCAAGUAACUAUUUAUAAGUGGGUUGAGCGAAUAAUUAAUUACUAAAUCAGUAUGUGCUACUGUAUCAAAAAGUAAUGAACUAAAAUAAUUUCUCUGUAUCGCAUUAUCACCAUUUCAAUUCUCUUAUUGGCACGCAAUAUAUUUAUAAUAACAGCAAAUACCUUUUCUUGCCUGAAAAACUAAAAGACCAAGAUAUUUUUACUAUGAAAUAUCAGUGUCCUUUUAAUAAUAAUAUUUAAAAGCAGUGGAUAGAAAAAAGACAACAAAAACAAUCGAAUUUGUUACAAUAUUAACAAUAAAGUUAUCACUGACGGGUAUUAUUGAUAGGACGCGUUCGAACUAUAGAUUCCACAGUGUACAGUAUACGAGAAAACUCCUAUUCUAUACAGGAUAGAUACACACCAUUACAUAACGCCAAUGGGAAAUUUAUGCUAAUUCAAUUGGUAUGCCAUAACAUUGCCAACAUAUAAGUGCCAUACAUUCUACGCACACUGCAUAUGCUGGAUAGUUCGCGAUUCGUAAAAAAUCGAACAAGUAUUAUAGAAAGGAUACCUAAGUAUAACCAAUCUCACACCUGCACAGGAGGGCGUUACGCAAUAUGCAUCCAUUAAAAUCGUCAAAAAAUCGAAUUGAAUAAACGGCGCAAUCAGCCCGGCGAUUAUGAAUCUUUUCCGAAAAUAUUUGCCAAUUAAAUUAACAACAACCGAAACAGGAUGUCGAGACGCGCGAGAGAGAGAGAAAAAAAUGCGGACAACGAAUGAAAAACAAUGAAGGAGCCGCGCUGAUCCGUUGCAAAAUAAUAAGAACACACGUCGUUAGCCCGGCUGUUUAUAAUUGUUUACGGUACAUGUAUUGGCACAGCUUAAACAAGGCAGAAGCCGCGAAAAAGUGUGUUUUCGAUGUCCGUGCGCUACCUAUUGUGAAAACUCGCUGACCAAUCAGGACGUUCCAGCGGAGAGUCGCGAGCACUGCGCAAUCUCCGGGCACAUAUAUAUCCCCGAGAGCGCGUGUGAGUAUAUUAUAGAGUCUGCUCCGACGUCGACGCGCUCUCCGGCACUUGCUCGCCAGCGAACAACGAGGAUCGACUUGCUUACCCCCCGACUCGCUGCCUUUUUUUUUCUUACAUCCCCGUAGUAAUCGAUCAUAGCACUGCUCAUCAUGAGGAGCCUAGCUCUCGUUCUGUGCCUCGUCGUCGUCGUCUCCUGCUCCGGAUCCGGUGCCGAGGAGGCCAAGAAAGGACCUAAAGUCACCGACAAGGUAUGGUUCGACAUCGAGAUCGGCGGCGAGAAGGCCGGUCGUGUUGAGAUCGGACUCUUCGGCAAGACUGUGCCCAAGACCGUGAAGAACUUUGUUGAGCUGGCGAAGAAACCCGCCGGCGAGGGAUACAAAGGCAGCAAGUUCCACCGUGUCAUCCGUGACUUCAUGAUCCAGGGUGGCGACUUCACCAAGGGUGACGGAACUGGAGGAAGAAGCAUCUACGGUGACCGCUUCGAAGACGAGAACUUCAAGCUGAACCAUUAUGGAGCUGGUUGGCUCUCGAUGGCCAAUGCUGGCAAAGACACCAACGGCUCUCAGUUCUUCAUCACCACCAAGCAGACCCCUUGGCUCGAUGGUAGACACGUUGUGUUCGGAAAGAUCAUUAAGGGAAUGGAUGUAGUUAGGAAAGUUGAAGCUUCAAAGACUGACAGCAGAGACAAGCCCGCUAAGGACGUUGUUAUUGCAGACUGUGGUGCAGAGACUGUGCCUGAGCCAUUCAGCGUUUCUAAAGACGACGCUACUGAAUAAACCUGCCAAUUUCCUCUUUUAUAGUGUUAAUUUUUUAUAACUGCGCGCACAACGUAUUUCCUUUUUAAAAUUAAUGAAAUUAAUUGAAUGAGGAAUAAAGAAAUUUAUUUACUAAGAAAAA
Messenger RNA from Nasonia vitripennis (jewel wasp), 2195 nucleotides. RefSeq names its product peptidyl-prolyl cis-trans isomerase B (gene Ppib). Gene Ontology annotation, molecular function: peptidyl-prolyl cis-trans isomerase activity. Gene Ontology annotation, cellular component: intracellular membrane-bounded organelle. Lineage: Eukaryota; Metazoa; Arthropoda; Insecta; Hymenoptera; Pteromalidae. The coding region runs from base 1448 to 2074 and encodes 208 amino acids. The record is from RefSeq and is a predicted model, not a curated record. The transcript has 4 exons. Gene Ontology annotation, biological process: protein peptidyl-prolyl isomerization; protein folding.